Messenger RNA from Stegastes partitus (bicolor damselfish), 3046 nucleotides. RefSeq names its product peptidylprolyl isomerase G (cyclophilin G) (gene ppig). Gene Ontology annotation, molecular function: peptidyl-prolyl cis-trans isomerase activity; cyclosporin A binding. The record is from RefSeq and is a predicted model, not a curated record. NCBI's taxonomy places the organism in Eukaryota, Metazoa, Chordata, Actinopteri, Pomacentridae. The coding region runs from base 129 to 2273 and encodes 714 amino acids. Gene Ontology annotation, cellular component: mitochondrion; cytoplasm. Gene Ontology annotation, biological process: protein peptidyl-prolyl isomerization; protein folding. The transcript is spliced from 13 exons.
ACGUCCCCGCCGCGCCAUCUUUAGAAAACACUGAGCCCAACACUGAAUGAAACUUGGUUUUCGUCGUUUGUGAGAGCUGCUCGCUGCAUGGAGUGAUACCCCUGCUUUUACAGGUGUUUUAAUAGAUCAUGGGGAUCAAGGUUCAGCGCCCUCGCUGCUUCCUUGACAUUGGAAUCAGUAAUGUGCUUGUCGGUAGAGUUGUGGUGGAGUUGUUUGCAGACAUCUGUCCUAAAACCUGUGAAAACUUCAGGUGCCUCUGCACAGGUGAGAAAGGCGUCGGCAAAGGAACUCAGAAACCCCUGCACUACAAAGGAUGCCUUUUCCAUCGAAUUGUAAAAGACUUCAUGAUUCAGGGAGGAGACUUCAGUGAAGGUAAUGGAAGAGGAGGCGAAUCCAUCUAUGGAGGCUUUUUUGAAGAUGAAAGCUUUGCUGUUAAACACAACAAGGAGUACCUGCUGUCUAUGGCCAAUAGGGGCAAAGAUACAAAUGGAUCACAGUUUUUCAUAACAACAAAACCCUCACCACAUCUGGAUGGUGUCCAUGUGGUUUUUGGUCAUGUGAUCUCUGGCCAAGAGGUUGUUCAAACUAUGGAGAACCAGAAAACUGAUCAUAACAGCAGACCAUACGCUGAGGUGAAAGUUUUGAACUGUGGAGAGCUCGUCCCGAAAUCUAAAGCAAAGAAAGAUGCAAAAAAGAAAGAGAGGGCCUCCUCCAGCUCCAGCAGGAGCUCGAGUGACUCUAAGAGCUCCUCGGAAUCAUCUUCAGACUCUGAAGAAUCGGAAAAAGAAUCUAAGAAGCGGAAGAAGAAGGCAAAAAAGCUAAAAAAGAAACAGAAGAAGAAGGAGAAGAAAAUGUCCGAACCUGAAAGUGCCGAAGAGAAAGAACAAGAAGAGUUGGUUACCUCUACCGUUCGUCCUGAAGAAAUACCGCCCAUCCCUGAGAAUCGAUUCCUAAUGAGGAGAAGUCCCCAGGCAAUCCAGAAGUCAAAAGAAGAGGUUGAAAAGGAUCAGAGAAAUAAAGAGGAAAGGCCAAGAGACAGUACUGGCAUAACCUAUAAUUCUCAAUCAUCAUAUCACCGAAGACUAGUGAUGACUCGAUCUGGCAGGAAAAUUAAAGGCAGGGGUCCACGGAGAUACCGGACUCCAUCACGCUCUCGUUCAAGGUCUAGAGAUCGUUUCCGGCGCAGUGAAACUCCUCCACACUGGCGUCAGGAAAUGCAGCGUCAGAGGAUGAGGGCAGUCACAGGGGAGCGUUGGAUCAAGGGUGACAGGAGUGAAAUGAAUGAGUCCAAGGACGAACCAGCUAAGCGGCUCUCUCCAAAAAGAGAGAGACGGAGCUCGGCCACAAAGCAUGAACACACAGCAGAGGGUAAAAAAGAUAAGAAAACUCGGUCCCACAGAUCUAAAAGCAAAGACGAGAACACCGAGGAAAAGGAUGAGAAGCAUAGCAAACACAAGGCAAAGAAAAGGGAUAAAUCUCAUAGCCGCAGCAAAAGCCGAGAAAAGAGCAGAAGGUCAAAAAGCAGAGAUCGGAGUCACAAGCAGAAAAAUGACGACAGAAGAGGUCGCUCAAGGAGCAAAGACAGAAGUGUUAGUAAGAAAGAAAAGGAGUCCGAAUCUGAUCACAAUAAAGAUAGAAAUAAAGGUAACGAAUCUGAUAAAAAGCAUAAAGAAGACACAAAAGGAAGAAAUGGUGAGAGAACAAGGACAAAGUCAACAAGCAAGGAGAGAGCAAGUGCUAAAGAUGAGCACAGGUCAAGUAGCAGAAACAGGGACAGAAGUGAACCUGCAGCAUCAAAAGAUAAAGAAGAAAAAAGAGAUAAAGACAGAGAGAGGGGCAGAGAACGCAGCAGGAGUCAGGAGAGACGACACAACAGUGAAAGGGAGAAUAAGAGACGAGGAACGUCCAGGGAUAAGGAACGUCGGACGAGAAGUCCGGACCGAAAUAAGACCAGAGACUCGCACAGAGGCAGGCGCUCCAGAAGCAAGAGCGAUAGGAGAGACCACAGCAAAGACCGAUCCUCUCAUAGAAAGGACAGAGACAGAGAAACUGGCGGCCAAAGGAGGAGACAUAGCAGCAGCUCUGAGAGUGACAGAGAAGAAAAAAGAAAGAGUCAACGGAGCCCCGACUCCAAAAGAAGAGCAAAUAGUGCUUCCAAAUCCAAAGACAGAAGAAGCCCAGCCAGACCUAGGCCAGAUAGUACGAAAGGCAAAGAUAAAAGUGAUGGCAAGAGGAAUCAGUCCAGCUCCAGCUCCAGCUCUGACAGCGACUGAGCUUCUGACAGUCCUCGUUGAGUGCAGGAAAAAAACAAAACGACACAGUUCUGCCAAAGCUGACAUGAUGGCACAGGUGUGUCAAAGCUAAUUUCCAAGCUGUUAAAUUACAGUUGAUAGAACUUCCUGAGAAAAGGCCUAAAAAUGAAGGGUAAACAUUUUCUAAUUACAGACUCUGUAGCAUCAUGUGAGCUUUAGCUGAACUGUGGACUUCAUGGCGGUUGUGCAUAAACACUGUUGAUGGGUAGCUGAAGCUCUAAGGCCAGUUUAAGAGGAGGAUUUGUGACUGGAUCUCAGUGUGUGCUGCAUUAGCGGGACUGUACAGGUGUUCUUUUUAUUUCCUGUGACCAGAGAAAGUCAGACUGAAGGCUGUUUUCUUUUUAAAACAUCUUUGAAUUGUUUGGUAAAUUAUAUUUUGGCUUUACAGUAGCUCUGAUCUCAGACUGUUUACAAAAAAAGAGGAAAAGAGAAAAAAAAAAAGAUUUUAUUGGUACCAUCUCCAUCAACAAGAUAUUUUUACUACAAUAAUGUUUUGCAUGCUUAUCUCUGACACAGUUUGACAAAAUAUGUACCCCUUUGACUUUUUUUUUUUUUUUUUACACAUCCAUAAACAUUUUACUGUAAUCCUGUUUACCAGUUUUGUUCUGAGAAAUGUCAAUGUCAUACUGUAAGUACAACAUAAAACCAAUUUGUAUGAAUUCUGUUUUGUGCAAGAUGGUCUUAAGAACACAGCCGGAGUGCAGAAGGAAUUAAAAGCCUCAGUUUGAUUUUAA